UGUGAGCCUUGUUGGGAUUCACACACUAUGCAUGUUCUCCGUGGCCUGGGGCGUGCUGCCCUUUACAAGCCACAGCUGUGACAGACUCUGCUCUCUCCUCCUCUUGCAUGGGUUUGGUGAGUGCGGAGGGGAGUGCAGGAACGAGGGAGGUUUAGGUCCCCCUGCCAAGUCUGCUUCAGUACUGUAGCCAAGCCACUGCUGGGCAGUCACCUUGUGUGUUUGGCAACCCCUCUGCAGCAGAGCAUCUGGAGGACAGAAGCCUUGGUCUAUGCAGGAGCACCUUCAAUAGUAGGUUACUCUGUAGAACACAAGCCUUGUUCAAGGAUGGAAUUAAUGACUGGGUUGGACAGCUUAAUUGAAUUGCAGUGAGCAGCAGUUUCUGACUGAGACAGACUCUUUUAGGAUCUGAUUUUUUUUUAACCUUUUGUUGAAGAAAAAUGCCUUCCUUGAGAGGGAAAGUGCAGACUGUCUUGGGCCCUGUGGAGCCAAACUGCCUGGGCUAUACACUGACUCAUGAGCACUUGACUAUGAACUACAGCAGCUGUUUUUGUCCACCUUCUCCAGGCCAAGAGCCUUUGUCUGAUGGGCCCAUUGAGAUGAAGAACUUGUUUUGGAUUAAGCAAAAUCCCUACAGCCAUAAAGAAAACCUUCUUUUGUAUCAGGAAACAGAUGCUGUGAAGGAGGAGCUGUUGCAUUUCAAAGCAGCAGGUGGUGGGACUAUAGUGGAAAACACAACUACAGGAAUUGGUCGGGAUAUGAAUACUUUGAAGAAACUUGCUGAAGAAACUGGAGUUCAUAUUAUUGCUGGUGCUGGGUUUUAUGUAGAUUCCACUCAUUCUUCUCAAACACAGGCCAUGACAGUGGAGCAGCUGACAAACAUUAUUGUUGAUGAGAUGCUCAAAGGAGCGGAUGGGACUAACAUCAAGUGUGGUGUGGUGGGAGAAAUAGGUUGCUCCUGGCCUUUGACUGAGAGUGAACACCGUGUGCUCCAGGCAACAGCACAUGCUCAGUCCCAGCUUGGAUGCCCUGUUAUCAUCCAUCCUGGCAGGAGCAGUGACUCGCCUUUCCAGAUUGUCCGCAUUCUGCAGGAAGCUGGGGCUGAUGCUUCAAAGACGGUCAUGUCUCACCUGGACAGGACCAUAUUUGAUACAAAGAAACUUCUGGAAUUUGCUAAACUUGGAUGCUACUUAGAGUAUGACCUAUUUGGUACAGAAUUUCUUCACUACCAGUUCCAUCCUGAUAUUGACAUGCCGAGCGACAAUGAAAGAAUUGCAAGGAUUCGUACACUGAUUGAUGAAGGCUAUGAAGACAGAAUUCUGAUGGCUCAUGAUGUGCACACCAAGAACAGGUUGAUGAAAUAUGGAGGUCAUGGAUAUUCACAUAUCUUUGAAAAUAUAGUUCCUAAAAUGCUAAUUAGAGGCAUAUCCCAAGAUAAAAUUGAUAAAAUACUCCGAGCAAAUCCAAAGCGGUGGUUGACUUUUAAGUAGGAAUAAUGAAUAAUUAUUCCUGUUCUGUAGAGAAGCUUGAUAAAAUUCAAAUUUCUUUCCAGAGAGCAGUCAUUUUAAAAUUUGGUUCUUUUCAGAGAAACUGAAAAUUAUUAAGGAGAUGCAAACAAACUGAUUAUAAAUUUUCUUUUUAAUUAGAACAUCAAAAUUGAGUACCGUCUCUGCAUCUUCUCCCUUCUGGAAAUUUGUUCAUGAGUGAUUUACUGAAUAGGAGCCUACCCCAAAAUCUUUUUCAUAGAAAUUUUAAAAUAAUUGUUUCAAGAGCGUAAUCUAAUACUAUUACUGAAUGUUACCCCAAACUACUUUUGAAGAUGCACCACCUGGACUUUGAAAGAAAUUAUGGUUUUCAGUUAAGUUUCCUGUCUCUGGGGGCUGAUUUUAAUCUUUGUAACACUGACAAUCUUCUCAUUAUCCUUGUAUUCUUUGAGUAAUGCUUGAUGAAAGGUCUGUAACUUUUAAAUAGCUUCUGUAGACAACACAAGGCAAAAGAAAUCUCAAAUAAAUCUAAAAAGGUAAUUUUUUUUUAUAGUUUAACAAUUUACUUAAUUUUAACUGAAAGUGUAAAAAAUACAUGGAAAAAUAUAUUUUUGAAUAAAGCAAUUUGAUGAUCUCUUAAACUA
Molecule: messenger RNA, 2125 nt
Organism: Corapipo altera (White-ruffed manakin)
Lineage: Eukaryota; Metazoa; Chordata; Aves; Passeriformes; Pipridae
Gene: PTER
Product: phosphotriesterase related
Exons: 7
Coding region: 438-1487 (349 amino acids)
Biological process (GO): catabolic process
Molecular function (GO): hydrolase activity, acting on ester bonds; zinc ion binding
Source: RefSeq, a predicted model, not a curated record